This is a messenger RNA of Hypoxylon trugodes, 783 nucleotides long. RefSeq names its product NAD(P)-binding protein. Gene Ontology annotation, molecular function: oxidoreductase activity, acting on the CH-OH group of donors, NAD or NADP as acceptor. The coding region runs from base 1 to 783 and encodes 260 amino acids. The record is from RefSeq and is a predicted model, not a curated record. NCBI's taxonomy places the organism in Eukaryota, Fungi, Ascomycota, Sordariomycetes, Xylariales, Hypoxylaceae. The transcript is spliced from 2 exons.
AUGGCAACAUCACUAGAAGGAAAGACUGUUGUGGUAACUGGCGCUGCCGGUGGUCUAGGAAAAGCCAUAGCGAAGGGAUAUCUCGACGCGGGCGCCAAUGUAGCGGUCUGCGACAUUAACGAUGAGCGAUUGGAGCAAGUCCGAAGCGAAUUCGGGCCUACAAGCCGAUUUCUUGCCGAAAAGACGGAUAUCACAGACGAGGCGGCCAUCACAAAGCUUGUGGAGAAUGUUGUUGCCAAAUUCGGCCGUCUAGAUAUAUUGGUUAGCAAUGCCGGUAUGACGGAUAAGUUUGACCCGGUCGGGUCAUUGAGCAAGGAGCACUGGGAUCGUAUUAUCAACCUCAACUUGACGGGUUCAUUUUUGGCGUUCAAGACUGCUGUUAAUACGAUGGAGAAGCAAUCACCGCCCAGUGGUACUAUUAUCCAGAUUGCGUCGACCUCGAGUUGGCAUGGUCUGUCUGCUGGUGCUGCUUAUACGGCAAGCAAACACGGCGUAGCCGCGCUCGUAAAAAGCACAGCAGGGUACUAUGGACCGAAAGGAAUCUACAGCAUCGGGUUACAAGUCGGUGGUAUGCCCGACACCAACAUCCAAGACGGUUUCGCGGCUUUGGGCGGGUUCAACGCGGAGGCGUACGCGAUGAGCGUAUCGGCCAAUUUCAAGCCGGAGCAGGCUAUACAGCUCAAGGAUGUCGCUAAGUACUGCGUGUUCCUCGGCGAUCGGGAUAUCGCGGCGUCGUCGAAUGGGUCUAUGAUUACUUUCGCGAAGAACCAUCCGGUCGCGUGA